AUUAAAACCUUCGAUCGAAGAGUAGUUUGUGGAGACUGAGACUUUAUGUAAACAUUUAGAAUUAAGACACGAAUUAUGACGGCGGAGGAAAGUAAAGAGUACAUGGCGAAGACGGAGGUUCAUCAGCUUUUUGAGGGAAUGCUGACUGGCUUGCUGUAUCACAAACCUGAGGAUCAUUUGGCUUUCCUGGAAAAUUGCAUUUCCCUUGCUAAAACAGAAAAGGAUAUAAAGUGGAACUCUUUCCUUGAUGUCAGCAAGAAGCCCCUGCCACCUAUCCCGAAAACAGAUGGUCCAAUCAAGUCUGAAGCAGGAGAUGAAAUCCGCACAUUUACCACUGAACCAGAAAUGAAACAGAAACAACCACUUCCUCCAAUUAAUGGGACUGCUCAUCCAUCCAUUGAUGAAGACGACAAGGAGUUGACUGAGAAAAAUAUUUUGACAUCUGAAUCUGAUGAGGAGGUGGACGUGGAGUUUUCUGGUCAAAGGAUUGUGUUUGUUCUUGGAGGGCCAGGCUCUGGUAAAGGAACUCAAUGUGCUCGAAUUGUUGGGGAAUUUGGUUAUGUUCACUUAUCAGCUGGUGACCUCCUAAGAAAGGAGGUGGCAAAAGGAAACAAAAGGGGACAGAUGAUUGAAGAUAUCAUGAAGGAGGGGAAACUUGUUCCUCAGGAGAUCACAAUUGAACUGUUGAGAGAUGCUAUGAGACAACACAAGGAUUGUCCUGGAUUUCUCAUCGAUGGCUUUCCAAGAGAAAUACAGCAAGGAUUGCAAUUUGAGCAAGAGGUUGUGGAAAGUGACUUCCUCCUUUUCUUCGAGUGCAGCGAGGAGGUCAUGGAACAGCGAUUACUUAAGCGAAGUGAAACUAGUGAGCGGCCUGACGACAACAUCGAGACGAUCAAAAAGCGUUUCACGACGUUCGUUGAGAAGACGUUGCCUGUUAUUGGGCAUUAUGAAGAGCUCAGCAAAGUGAAAAAGAUUGAUGCGAAUCGUAGCGUGGAUGAGGUGUUUUCAGAAGUGCGAGCUCUAUUUGGGGCAUUACCUCCAAAGCAAGUGCAGAAAAUUAGGAGAAAGAAGAAGAAAGUUGCUAGCAACGAAGAGGAAGAUGAAUACGAAUUUGUAGAGUUCUCUGGCCAAAGGAUCGUCUUUGUUUUAGGUGGUCCUGGGUCUGGUAAAGGAACUCAGUGUAGUCGUGUUGUGGAGAAGUUUGGUUAUACUCACUUAUCAACAGGAGAUUUACUACGAGCGGAGAUCGAAGGAGGCGGAGAAAGGGGACAAAAACUUGCUAAAAUAAUGGAGGAAGGAAACCUUGUUCCACAGGAAGUAGUUAUUCAACUUUUGAAGGAUGCCAUGUUGAAGCAUCCAGACUCACCUGGAUUUCUUAUUGAUGGUUUUCCUCGCGAAAUUUCUCAAGGCGUACAGUUUGAAGAAGAGGUAGUAGAGUGCCACUUUAUCCUUUUCUUUGAAUGCAGUGAGGAAGUCAUGGAAGAGAGACUUAUCAAAAGAGGAGAGACCAGUGGAAGGGUUGAUGAUAACGCGGAAACAAUAAAGAAACGAUUCAGGACUUUUAUGGAAAAGACCGUGCCAGUACUGGAGAAAUAUGAACAGCAAAACAAAGUUAAACGAGUGGACGCCUCACGUUCUGUAGAUGAGGUCUUUCUGGACGUUUGUGCAAUUUUUGGAGACCUCCCCAAACUUGAAAAGAAGAGAAGAAAGAAAGUUAAAAAAGCCGAGAGUGGUGAUGAUUCCGAGUAUGACGAGCUUGCCGAAGCCGUGGACGACUUGUCCCGAGUAGUGGACGGAAAGCCGAUCAGGUUAAGACGAAAGAAGAAAAAGAGGAAGGAAGAAGAAGACGAGUAUUCAAGAAACCCUGUAUUUGAACAGCCGAUUGUUGCCGAAGAGUUUAUUCCGCUAAUGGACGAUAGUAUUGCGAAAACCGAUGGCAAGGGAUUGUUGAAUGUUCGGGUUAUAUUUGUCAUAGGUGGACCUGGAUCAGGCAAAGGAACUCAAUGCCAGCGUAUUGCUGAAAAGUUCGGUUAUACCCAUCUGUCGACUGGAGAUUUACUCCGAGAAGAGGUCCAAUCUGACUCACCAAGAAGUAAGGAGUUGAUACAAAUCAUGCAGAAAGGAGAACUGAUUCCUACGAGGGUGAUUCUGGAGUUAUUACGGGUUGCCAUGGUGAACAUUCCGAACACCAAAGGGUUCAUCGUUGAUGGGUUUCCAAGGGAAAUAGAACAAGGAAAAGAAUUUGAAAACGAAAUCGCGGCGUGUGAGUUUGUGCUAUACUUUGAGUGUUCCCCUGACACGAUGAGACAGCGGCUUCUGCAGCGAGGAGAAACAAGCGGUCGCGUUGAUGACAAUGAAGAGACGAUCGUCAAAAGAUUGAAAACGUUUGAUAACGAAACAAAGCCAGUCAUUGAAUGCUACGAGGCUCAAAACAAAGUUAAGAAGAUAUUGGCCGAAGGUUCACCUGAUGAAGUCUUCACUCAAGUCAGUAACAUCUUUGAAAAUCUUCCAAACCGCAAAACAACAUCACUUCACGACUAUGACGUCACGUUUAUCACAGGUCCGCCCGGUGCGGGAAAGGCAGACUUGGCUCGAACAUUAGCUGACGCGACAGGAAGGACACAUUUGUCGGUUGGUCUCAUCUUAAGAGAAGAGGCGAAACAGGAGACAGAGCAAGGCCAAUCGAUCAAGGAAGCCAUCAAGACGGGAAUGUUAGUAGCUACGGAUCUUGUGUUAUUACUUUUGACAAAGAUGCUUGAGAAAGAAGAAAAGAAUUUGAAUGGUUACUGCAUAGACGGCUACCCACGAACAGAGGAACAGCUCGAUCAGUUUAAACAAAAGGUGUCCGAUUAUAACAGAGUAAUUUUUAUAGAAGGCGAGGAUGCGGAGAUUGAGCGAGUUCUGAAGGAGAGAGGAGAAGCCUCAGAGAGAGAAGAUGACACAGAAGUCAUAUCGAAAACAAAACUGGAGGUUUACAAUGGAAACACACGACCAAUAAGUGAUAGUUUGGGAGACUCUGACAAAGCACUUAAGGUUUCUGCGGCCCUACCUAAAGAGGAAGUAGUGGAAGAUAUCAGAUUGAAGCUAAUGGCAGUAACAGAGUUGUCAUCCUAGGAAAAAAAAAAUCCGGCGCUCAAAUACUAUAUGUACAUAUGUGUAGAUUGCGAAUUUGACACUCCACUGCUAUACACUCGGUACAUACUCGUUAAAACUGAUUUAUACUAUA
Pocillopora damicornis (cauliflower coral) is the source of this 3226-nucleotide messenger RNA. RefSeq names its product adenylate kinase isoenzyme 5. Gene Ontology annotation, biological process: pyrimidine nucleotide biosynthetic process; 'de novo' pyrimidine nucleobase biosynthetic process. NCBI's taxonomy places the organism in Eukaryota, Metazoa, Cnidaria, Anthozoa, Scleractinia, Pocilloporidae. Gene Ontology annotation, molecular function: ATP binding. The record is from RefSeq and is a predicted model, not a curated record.